Messenger RNA from Medioppia subpectinata, 2442 nucleotides. The record is from the annotation of a GenBank genome assembly. Lineage: Eukaryota; Metazoa; Arthropoda; Arachnida; Sarcoptiformes; Oppiidae.
AUGAAGUUUGUAUUCCUUUUCGCUUUGUUUUCUAUAGCGAAAGCAAAUUUAUUAUUUAAUGAAUUCAAUGACUUUGAUAUUCAACACUACAAAGAUGUGAUACAAUCGCGAAAUUUUACCGACAAAGUAGUGUUAAUCACUGGUUCGAGCUCUGGUAUAGGCGAGGGUAUCGCCAAACUGUUUGCCGUAUUGGGGGCUAAAGUGGUGGUCACCGCCAGAAAGGAGGCCGACGUUCAUAAAGUGGCGCUGGAGUUGGAGAAGUUAUCGCCAUAUAAAAUUAAGCCUUUAGAAGUUGUGGCGGAUUUGACUAAAUCUGAAGACAUCACAAGAUUAGUGGAUCAAACCAUAAAAACAUUUGGUAAAAUUGACGUAUUAGUGAAUAACGCGGGCGGCGGUGCGGCCACUUAUAUCAAAGACACGGCACUGUUGGCCGCAUGGGAUCAGGUGUUUAACAUUGAUUUGAGAGCAGUUGUUGAACUGAUUCACACAGCGAUCCCAUAUCUUGAGAAAACCAACGGAACUAUUAUCGACACAUCCAGUAUUGCCGGUACAGCACCUAGGUUAGGUAUGUUGGCAUACAAUAGUGCCAAAGCGGCACUCAAUAUGUUGGCUAAAGUUUUGGCUCUUGAACUUGGUCCUAAAGGCAUUCGUGUGAAUACUAUCAGUCCCGGUUAUACUGAAGUCGAGAGUCAUUUACUUCCGCCUGAUUUCAAAAAAAUAAUUGAAAAACAAACACCGCUUAAACGCAUUGGACAACCGCUAGAUAUGGCUAAAGCGGUGGCAUUUCUGGCCUCAUCUGAUGCUGACUUUAUUACCGGCGCUGAAAUAGUGUUUACAUUACUGUUGGCGCUGUUUUCUAUAGUGAAAGCAAAUGAAUUCAAUGACUUUGAUAUUCAACACUAUAAAGAUGUGAUACAAUCGCGUAAUUUUACCGACAAAGUAGUGCUAAUUACCGGUUCGAGCUCUGGUAUAGGCGAGGGUAUCGCCAAACUGUUUGCUGUAUUGGGGGCUAAAGUGGUGGUUACCGCCAGAAAGGAGGCCGACGUUCAUAGAGUGGCCCUCGAGUUAGAAAAGCUAUCUCCCUAUAAGAUCAAGCCCUUAGAAAUUGCGGCGGAUUUGACUAAAUCUGAAGACAUUAAUAGAUUGGUUGAUCAAACCAUUAAGACUUUUGGAAAGUUGGAUGUAUUGGUAAACAACGCGGGCAUAGGUUUGUCCACUUUUAUUAAGGACACGGGACUAAUGGCUACAUGGGAUCAAGUGUUUAACGUUGAUUUGAGAGCUGUUGUUGAGCUAACCCACACUGCCGUCCCAUACUUGGAAAAGACCAACGGAACUAUUAUCGACACAUCCAGUAUUUUAGACACAGCACCCAGAUUAAGUGCAAUGGCUUAUAAUUGUGCCAAAGCAGCCCUAACUAUGUUGGCUAAAGUGUUGGCCCUUGAAUUGGGUCCCAAAGGCAUUCGUGUGAAUACUAUCAGUCCAGGCUUUACUGAAGUUGAGAGCCAUUUAUUUCCGCCCGAUUUUAAAAAGUUGGUCGAAAAGCGGACACCACUUAAACGCAUUGGACAACCGCUAGAUAUGGCUAAAGCGGUGGCAUUUCUGGCCUCAUCUGAUGCUGACUUUAUUACCGGCGCUGAUAUCGAUUUCACUUACGAUGACUACAAAGCUGUGGCCCAAUCGCGUAAUUUUACGGACAAAGUGAUCUUGGUCACCGGCUCGUCAUCGGGUAUCGGCGCCGAAAUCACUAAACUAUUCUCCAUUCUCGGCGCCCGAGUGGUGGUCACCGGCCGUAAGGCACCCGAAGUGGAGAAAGUGGCCAAAGAGGUCCAGGAGUUGUCGCCAAAGCAAUUAAAGCCGCUGCAAGUGGUCGCGGAUUUGACCAAAACCGAUGACUUAAACCGACUGUUGGACGAGACGAUCAAGACGUUUGGCAAACUGGAUGUGUUGGUCAACAAUGCGGGCAUUUAUUUCAACACAACCAUCGCUGACGCGAAUCUGUUGACAAAAUGGGAUCAGAUAUUUGCCAUCGAUCUGAGAGCAGUCGUACAACUCAUCCAACAAUCGGUUCCGCAUUUGAAGAAAACAAACGGCACUAUAAUUGACAUCUCGGCCAUUGAGGGCACUCGACCCAUGCUAAACUAUAUGGCUUACGACGCGGCCGUUGCGGCCAGAGAUAUGAUGGGAAAAGUGGUGGCCAUGGAGUUGGGCUCUAGUGGUGUCAGGAUUAACUCGCUCAGUCCCGGAUUCAUAUUGCACAAGGACAUAAAGGUGCCCAUAGACAAGCAAGAGCAAAUUAAAAAGGAGACACCGUUGGGUAGACCGGGCUUUCCGUUAGACAUCGCCAGAGGUGUGGCAUUCCUGGCCUCGAGUGACGCCCAGUUCAUCACUGGAAUCAAUCUUGUAGUCGAUGGCGGACUCAUCUUCAAUAUGACACCCAUAUAA